AUGUAUCCUUUGAAGGACCCCUUUCGUCCAGUCUUUUCCGAGUUUCCCUUCAAGUCGAGCAAGUCCUGUCAAGUCGAGCAAGUCCCGUCAAGUCGAGCAAGUCCCGUCAAGUCGAGCAAGUCCCGUCAAGUCGAGCAAGUCCCGUCAAGUCAAGCAAGUCCCGUCAAGUCGAGCAAGUCCCGUCAAGUCGAGCAAGUCCCGUCAAGUCGAGCAAGUCCCUUCAAGUCGAGCAAGUCCUGUCAAGUCAAGCAAGUCCCGUCAAGUCAAGCAAGUCCCGUCAAGUCCAGCAAGUCCCGUCAAGUCCAGCAAGUCCCGUCAAGUCAAGCAAGUCCCGUCAAGUCAAGCAAGUCCUGUCAAGUCGAGCAAGUCCCGUCAAGUCGAGCAAGUCCCGUCAAGUCGAGCAAGUCCCGUCAAGUCGAGCAAGUCCCGUCAAGUCAAGCAAGUCCCGUCAAGUCGAGCAAGUCCCGUCAAGUCGAGCAAGUCCCGUCAAGUCGAGCAAGUCCCGUCAAGUCAAGCAAGUCCCGUCAAGUCGAGCAAGUCCCGUCAAGUCGAGCAAGUCCCGUCAAGUCGAGCAAGUCCCGUGAAGGCGAGCAAGUCCCGUCAAGUCGAGCAAGUCCCGUCAAGGCGAGCAAGUCCCCUGAAGGCGAGCAAGUCCCGUCAAGUCAAACAAGUCCCGUCAAGUCGAGCAAGUCCCGUCAAGUCGAGCAAGUCCCGUCAAGUCAAGCAAGUCCCGUCAAGUCAAGCAAGUCCCGUCAAGUCAAGCAAGUCCUGUCAAGUCGAGCAAGUCCCGUCAAGUCGAGCAAGUCCCGUCAAGUCGAGCAAGUCCCGUCAAGUCGAGCAAGUCCCGUCAAGUCAAGCAAGUCCCGUCAAGUCGAGCAAGUCCCGUCAAGUCGAGCAAGUCCCGUCAAGUCGAGCAAGUCCCGUCAAGUCAAGCAAGUCCCGUCAAGUCGAGCAAGUCCCGUCAAGUCGAGCAAGUCCCGUCAAGUCGAGCAAGUCCCGUCAAGUCGAGCAAGUCCCGUGAAGGCGAGCAAGUCCCGUCAAGUCGAGCAAGUCCCGUCAAGUCGAGCAAGUCCCGUCAAGGCGAGCAAGUCCCGUCAAGUCGAGCAAGUCCCGUCAAGUCAAGCAAGUCCCGUCAAGUCGAGCAAGUCCCGUCAAGUCGAGCAAGUCCCGUCAAGUCGAGCAAGUCCCGUGAAGGUGAGCAAGUCCCGUCAAGUCGAGCAAGUCCCGUGA
Messenger RNA from Patiria miniata (bat star), 1230 nucleotides. RefSeq names its product mucin-20-like. The record is from RefSeq and is a predicted model, not a curated record. The coding region runs from base 1 to 1230 and encodes 409 amino acids. Lineage: Eukaryota; Metazoa; Echinodermata; Asteroidea; Valvatida; Asterinidae. The transcript has a single exon.